Glarea lozoyensis ATCC 20868 is the source of this 1161-nucleotide messenger RNA. RefSeq lists its product as uncharacterized. The coding region runs from base 1 to 1161 and encodes 386 amino acids. The record is from RefSeq and is a predicted model, not a curated record. Lineage: Eukaryota; Fungi; Ascomycota; Leotiomycetes; Helotiales; Helotiaceae. Gene Ontology annotation, cellular component: nucleus. The transcript has a single exon.
AUGGGCCUCGUCGACUACUCCGACUCCGACGCAUCAGAUGUAGAGGAAGCUAAAGUCUCCAAACCAGCUUCGACGUCUGCGAAACCCGCUUUCCAGAAAGUCGUCGACCGAUCAAAUCCGGGGAAAAUAAAAGUAUCUUUGCCACAGGCAUCACUGAAGCACGACAAUUCAAACGAUGAACCGCCUACGAAAAGAGCAAAAACCAGUGGUGGAGGGGCAUUCAGCGGGUUCAAUUCAUUCCUGCCUGCGCCUAAGAAAACCGGACAAGGCGCAAACGGUGCUGGUAAUACUUCGACCAAGAGUGGCCUUGGAACUGGGGUAAACCUGAAAACGGGCGCUGCACCGGGCUUCAGCAGGCAAUCAGAAUCAUCAGAUUAUAAUGGAGGUUAUGAAGAAACAGCAGAGAAUAUUAGCAGUGGUGGGAUGGGCAUGCCAGCGCCGAAAGCUGCCCAACCCGUGGACCAGACGCCAGCAGAAGAAGUAAAAUUGGUUGGCAAACCAUUAAUGUUCAGACCUUUAUCAGUCGCCCGGAAACCGAAGAAGAAGACAGCAGCCUCUCUCAUGGCAUCUUCAAUACCCCCACCAGCUCCAUCACCUCCUCAGACACCCGCCGAAAAGGCACCACGAGCAAAAGUCUCACUCUUCUCAAUGUCCCAGGAGACUUCGACUCCAGCAGUCACACCAUCACAAGGCGAAUACGAGCCAAUCAUUCUAGAAAACCAAACACCAUCCAACUCAUUCUCGCAAUCCUCACCCGACGACCCCUACAGCGUCGAAGAAUACACACCCACCACCUCCCAAACCCUCCCCUUCGCGCCUACCCCACCCGUCUCCCAAUCCCUCGACGACAUAGCAGGAGACCUGCAUCUCAGCGCCGCAGAACGACGGCAACUAUUCGGUCGUCAAAAAGGCGGGCAGCGCUCCCAGUUCGCCGCGACCAAAGUAAUAAACUUCAACACCGACCAAGAAUAUCUGCAUAACGAGGAGCUGAGAGCGGCUGGGGAACAGGUUAAGCAUAACCCUGUAAGGGCGAUUGCGCCGGGGAAACACAGUUUGAAACAGUUGGUCAAUGCUGCGCAGACACAGAAGGAUGCGUUGGAGGAGAGCUUUCAGGCUGGGAAGAAUAAUCGGAAGGAAGCUAGUAGUCGGUAUGGUUGGUAA